This is a messenger RNA of Pyrus x bretschneideri (Chinese white pear), 2870 nucleotides long. RefSeq lists its product as uncharacterized. The transcript has 13 exons. Gene Ontology annotation, molecular function: cysteine-type peptidase activity. The record is from RefSeq and is a predicted model, not a curated record. Bases 372 to 2474 code for a protein of 700 amino acids. NCBI's taxonomy places the organism in Eukaryota, Viridiplantae, Streptophyta, Magnoliopsida, Rosales, Rosaceae. Gene Ontology annotation, biological process: proteolysis.
CACAACACCAAAUAAACGACAUUUUACGAAAAUCAAUCAAAAGUAGAUAAAACAUUGUCAUUGUGGUCUGGGAAAUGUCGUCUAAGAUGCUCUGUUGUCUCUCACCUCUUUAGCUUGCUCAGCCCGCGAAGGAGACACCAUUUCCCUCUCUCUUUGGUUUUCCACCAAGCCGUUGUCAAAGUUCAGACCAGCAAAAAAGAACCAAAGGUCCUUAGUUUUUGUCUCUCCCUCAGUCAAGUUCGAGCCCACCGUCUAAGUGGUGAUUUGGGUUUCUUCCUCUGUCACUUUCCAAGUACCCAUUUGGGUAUCAUCUUGCCUCUUGCCUUAUAGGAUCAACCAGUGCUCAUUUUUGCGGCUCGGAAGAUUAAGAAAUGGGUUCACCCAAACCAAAAGAGGUGUCUACUUCAAGGGAGACUGAGGACACUGUUACUACCUCUAGUGGGGUAAAGAGGAAACGCGGGAUAACAAAUAUGCGUCGCAUAGCAAGUACUGGUAAGAAAUUAAUUGUACAGUAUAACUCAAAGGGCAAACCAUAUGGGAAAGUAGCAUCAGAGUUGGCUUCUUACAUUGGGGUGGUGACACGUCGUACGGUCCCCAUUAGUGUUGAAGGCUGGCCUAAGGUGGAGAAGGAUCUGAAAAAUAAAAUUUGGGAAGCUAUAGAUAUGGUAUUUGUCUUAGCCUCUAAAAGCAGAAAAACGGUGUUGUCUGCUGCUUCCAAUAGGUGGAGGCAAUUCAAGUGUGACUUAACCACAAAAUAUAUUAUGCCAUUUAAAGAUGAUGCUGAAGCCCUGAAAAACCCUCCAAAAGAAUAUGAUUUUAUUAAGCAAGAACAUUGGGAACAAUUUGUAAAUGGCCGCUUAACCAAGGAGUUUCAGAAACUCCAUAAGGAACAGAAAGAGAGAAGGGCAAAGUUGAAAUAUAUUCAUAGAAUGUCACGAAAAGGAUAUGCGAAUUUGGAGGCAGAAUUAAAAAAGACUAUGCCUGAAGGUGAACUUGAUGGGCAUCUACUCUGGAAGAAAGCACGCGAGGAUAGAAAAGAGAAUAUCUCUGAUGUGACCAUAGGAGAGCAGGCUACGAAGAUUAACAGACAGCAUUCUGAGCGGUCUGAACCUGCAGAACAUUCUGAAGAUUCCGAAGAAUCCAGACAUUCCAAUCAUUCUGAAAGUUCUGAGCAUUCUGAACAUGCAGAACAUUCUGAACGCCCUGAGCAUUCUGAACAUGCAGAACAUUCUGAAGAUGCAGAACCUUUUGAACAAGCAGAACAGUCUGAACAUCCAGAACAUCCGGAACAUUCCGAACAUCAAGAACAUUCGUACAAUUUUGACGCCAAUCCCUCCUCUAAGAAUAAUGGUGUCCUGACAAUGGCAUUGGAAACUCCUGAACAGUCUGGUAGGGUUAGAGAGGUGGGAGGCUUUGUCAGGCCAGGAGACCGACAGGCUCGGUUGGAGAAGGAAGAUCUGCUGGAUGAGGUCAAGAAGAUGAUUGAGCAGCAGGGGGCUUACUUUAAAGCCAAGAUUGCUGAGUUAGAGGCAAAGAUCGAUGGUGGGGCCGCUGCUAUCACACUUCCUACUCUAGCCCCCAAUCCUUCUGGGAAGGCUGGCUGUUCUGGGAAGGAAAACAAUGUCUUAGAAGAUAAUGAAAUUGAUUUUGAGGAAUUGGCAGUUGUGGGUAAAAGAGAUGCCAUAAAGAAAUGUGGAAACACUGCAGAAAAACCUCGAGAGUUACCCAAACAAGACGUGAGCCUGCCCAAGUCCCUCAAGCUGCUAUAUCGUUAUGCAGAGCGCGCCAUGCUGGAUGGCGAGACUGUCAGUGUUGAUAUAGAGAAAGCAGUAUUUGGUGUUUCCAAAACUGUAUCCAUUUCCCAAGAAGACAUAAUGCAGUUUAUGGAAAUGAAGGAAAUCUCGGCCACAUGCAUGAUUGUUUACAUGAGGCACUUAUAUAAUAAGUUAAAGGAAUCAAACAUGGUCAAUAUGGUUGGUUUGACUGACCCUUCAAGCAUUUCGGUUGGGGUAGGUGAUUCGGACCACAAAUCAAGAAUGCUAGCAGCCCGGUUACAAAAUCUGCCUUCUGAUCAAGUUCUUUUGGUACCUUACAAUUCCGGCUAUCAUUGGAUGUUGACUAUCAUUAGUGAAAGCAAUGACGUAUGCUACUUCUUGGACCCUCUUCAGCGCUAUUUCAUGGACUCUCUUCGACGGAGCAUGCACGAGGAAGAAUGGAAAUAUGUUGUAAACAAUGGUAUUAGACAGUUCAACGCUCAAACGGGUCGGGUAGUCCAAAAGCCACCCAUAUGGAAAGUACUAACGGGUCCUAAACAACCAUCAAAUAUGGAGUGCGGGUAUUAUAUCAUGAGAUACAUGAAAGAAAUCAUAGAAGAUGAAAACCUUUCAUUCGCAGCAAAGGGGGAUAUGAACAUCGUCAAGCAACUGCUAAGGGUAUUUACAAAAACAAACAUGUUUGUCGUAUUGAAGCGGUAGCUGCGAAUUGUUAGCAUUUUGCAGGGGCAAUCUUUACCUUAUCUACAUACAAGAAAGAAAAAGGAAGAAUUGUAUAAGCUAAAUAGAUUGUGGUGUGCAAAUGUGUAAUUUGCGGUAUAAUUGAACAUGGUGCGAUUAUAUAUAAGCUAUGUAAAUAUCCUUAAGUUGGAAAGCAAAUCCCCUCCCCCUAGCCAUAUUGUGCAUCCUUAUUUUUCUUUAGCAUGGUAAUUUUCCGAUGGAUUAUGUUUUAGACAGCUCGGUAAUAAGGAUUGCCUGAUGCGGAAUCAACUGUAAUGUUAAGAGGCUGCUGUCACCAAAUUCAUUUAGAAGCACACAGCUACUGCAUUCUUUAGUCACGUUGGACAUUAAAAUGUUCUAUGUUUUUGCACUCGUUAA